AUGAGCGAAAGCCCACCAACCUCUACCCCUCGUCGUCAUCGACGGGGAGUUCCCCGGAGCGUGGCCGCAUGCCAGCGAUGCCGCCGAAGAAAGCAAAAGUGUGAUGGCAAAGUGCCGACAUGUGGACCAUGUGCGGCUGUUGAGGUUCCUUGUGUCAUGUCAGAUCGACUGAUGAUCCAGCAUACAAAUUCAAAUUGUGAAUGUGAAUCUCUCCGGUCUCAACUUGCCGCUGCCGAGCAGCGAAGCCAUGAGCUAUCUCAAAAAUGCCAGCAACUGGAGCUUCAGAUAUUGGAGGCACUGAGCUCUACUCAGGCUGCUACUGAUACUCCAAAUUCCGAGAAUUGUUCAGUGGCCCCAACAACCACGGGGACCGUGUCACGGCCUGACCAGCUGAGCAGCAACCCGGAUAAUCGAUUCACCAGCCGUAUUCUGGGACCUACCUUUUCAUUGAAGGCUAAUACCAGAAAGUCAAACCGCAGCGCUCUGAGCAGUGCCUGGGAGCUGUGGGGAGACGACACCACCGUUGAGGUCCCAGAGGCAGGCGAGUCAGGCCUCGACCUUGAUGCAUACGUCAAUCUGGUAAACGCAUUUUUCGAUAGAAGGUGGCCAUAUUUACCAGUACUACAUCGGGGAUCCUUUUUCCAAAAGCACCUGACCCCAUUUCUCACGAAGUCUGACAUGAGGCCCUUGUCUAACUUUCUGGUUAACAUCGUUUGCGCCAUUGCAUCAACCGAGAGGUCGUCCCAGCAUGCCAGUGACAAGAUCUGCAAGGUCUUUUUCAGAGAAGCAGUGAAGGACCUACAUCUUGUCAUGAGCUCCGACAACUUUGAGUGCAUCCAGUGUCUUCUCCUCAUGUGCAUGUACGGCCAUAACGAGCCUCAGUCCGUCAACAUGUGGUAUACCACCGGGCUGGCCCUGAACCUCGCUAUCGGCAUCGAUCUGCAUCGCAAGGAAAGCCUGGUAGGUCAAGGCAUGAUGGACAUGGAAAUGUGCAAGCGUGUCUUUUGGUGUGCCUAUGUGAUGAGCUGCAGCAUGGCCAUCAAUAUGGGCCGACCGUUGGGAAUUCGAGAGUCGGAUAUCAGCAUGCCAUUGCCUCUGCAGCUGACGGACACUCAGCUCGAUGAAUCUGUCCACAGCCCCUAUGUCGAGGAAACAUUGAUACCCAAUGUGGCAGAUACUUCAACCUUUAUCCAUAUUAUUAAGCUACGCCGGAUCAAUGCUGGAGUCUACACAACUUUCCAUUCUAUCGGAUCGACCUUGGCAGAUACCGCCGAAAUCGACACACUUCGCAGUAGAUAUUUCAUGGAACUGAAUCAAUGGUUGAUAACUGCGCCGCGAUAUAUGCAGACUUUGUCGACUUUCCAGUCGACCGAAUGGUUUCAGAUUGCCUUUCAUCAUGCCGUUCUCUCUCUGUAUCGUCCAUCGCGCGCCGUUCCAAUGCCAUCUCCGGAUGACCUACGAGUGUGCACUGAGUCUUCAAUCGGGUUGAUUAGUUCAUACAGUGCAUUAUAUGCACGGAACCAUAUCAAAUAUACUUUCGUCGCAAUCCACUCACUGUUCAUGGCGGCGGUCACGAUGCUCUAUUCUUUACGAGCCUUUGCUCCCCUUAGGAGAGAAUUGACCAAACCGGUGAUUAAAACCAACAUAUUCACCUUUCUUACUCUUUUCCGUGGCAUAUGCGAUGGUCGGUUGGUGGGCGACAAAUGUUGUGGUAUCGUUGAACGACUUGGCAAUUCAAUCUUGUCACUAUUUGAAAACGAAGAUCAAGCCGACUCUAGUAUCGAUACAGAGUUCCAGACUUGGUUUGGACUUCAGACGCACACAUUUGAUUCACAAGCAAGAGAUCAACAAGAUCCAGAGAACUAUCCUCAUGGCUCGCUCUCGCACUUUCCUGAUGUUCAAGUCGAUUUACCAUGGGCUGAUUUGUUCACCGAAGGUAUCGAUAUGGGAACUACAGACGCUUGGAGCGUUUUGUUUUGA
Penicillium brasilianum is the source of this 1980-nucleotide messenger RNA. The record is from the annotation of a GenBank genome assembly. Lineage: Eukaryota; Fungi; Ascomycota; Eurotiomycetes; Eurotiales; Aspergillaceae.